This is a messenger RNA of Odontomachus brunneus, 2439 nucleotides long. RefSeq names its product snurportin-1 (gene Snup). Gene Ontology annotation, molecular function: protein binding. The record is from RefSeq and is a predicted model, not a curated record. NCBI's taxonomy places the organism in Eukaryota, Metazoa, Arthropoda, Insecta, Hymenoptera, Formicidae. Bases 253 to 1278 code for a protein of 341 amino acids. Gene Ontology annotation, biological process: snRNA import into nucleus. Gene Ontology annotation, cellular component: nucleus; cytoplasm. The transcript is spliced from 6 exons.
ACACUUUCGGAACUUUAAAAGAGAUAGAUAUACAGAUAAAACUUAGUGGAAAAAAGAUGAGAAAGAACUAGUGCAGCCAGUUCAGCAAUAGAAAACAGACCCUAUAAAUGCAGGCAUGGCCACUCUCAUUCUUCUUUCUGCUAGUAGUCAUUGUUGACACCCGAGUAUCUAAGUGGUACGACCAAACAAGUUUUGUUUAUAAAGUACGAAAAAUAGCAAAUAAACUAACAGAUUAAAAGUGUAAAAAUAACAAUGGAAGAGAAAACAUAUAACAAUGAAAUAACAAUGGAAGAGGAAGUAUAUAAUAAUAUAAUAAUGGAGGAUGAAGCAAUUAAAGAAGUAAUGGAAGAGGAAAUAGAAGAUAUUAAAAAUAUACACGAAGAGAAAAUGAACAUUCGCAAGUUGUUUCAUAAGACUCCUAUUAAGAGAUAUGAUUAUAGAUUGGAAUAUGACUAUGAAUCACCUCAGGAUGAAAGACGUCGAGUCUUAUUGAAACAUCAGAAGAAGUCCAGAGAAGAUACAGUCAACACUGCACGUGGUAUAUUACAAAUAUUUUCUAAGAUUACACAAAGGAGAAAUUUGCGAGUGAUGCUGUCAGAAUGGAUGUUAGAUAUACCAGAGAAGUUCACAGAGGAAUGGUUUAUGAUUCCAUGUCCAGUAGGAAGACGAAUAUUAUUAGUAGCAAGCGAAGGCAUAACUAAAGCAUACAAUAAGACAGGACAACGUGUUAGUAUCUUUCGCUCAGCACUUCCGGGUGGAAAUCAUAAAUAUCGCAAGUCACAGUACACCAUUAUAGAUUGCAUUUGGAUGGAUAGUCAGAAAACGUAUUACGUAUUGGACGUAUUGACAUGGGCCAGCCUUCCAACUAUGCUUUGUGAGGCCGAAUGUAGACGAUUUUUAGUGAAUUCUCAUCUGCACGAUAUAGAAGAGUUGAAAGAAGCUGACCACAAAAUAAACAAAUACUCCAUUUUACCUUUACCACACGUUUACUGUAAUACAGAUCUAAGUAAGGCUUUAACACAAUGUGACCAAUACCCUCUGGAUGGAUUAUUGUUUUAUCAUCGUAACGGAUAUUACAAGUUUGGUCGUUCACCGCUAGUCGUGUGGUUGAAGCCAUUUAUGUUACCUGAGGUACUUGGUAUAUUUGUGCCUUCACCACACGAUGAGAAACCAGAUGGCUAUAUAGAUUACAAACAUUACAUUUGCCAACAUACACAGACCGAGCAUAGGAAAAAGUUCUUUCAAGAUUAUUUUCAAAUAGCUAUGGAAUGCACUUAAAAACGCCUGAACAAGUAAGAUGUCUAUUAGAAAUUUAUGCUAUCUAAGAAGACAUUUGUAUUGUCAUGUUCAUUGUAUACAACAUUUUGUUAUUGGUUCAGCACAUUAACAAUAUGCUGAACUUAUAUAUUAGUCAAAUUGUAUAAAUUAGACCAAGAGUUUUUUUUAUGUAGGCUUUAUUUUCAUAGAUUGUUUAAUAGGCAUAACUAGCCUAUUAUAAUACUACUAUAAUAUUAUACUGAAUUAUUUCCAUUUGAGUGAUGUGUAUGAACAAUAGUGUAUUACAUGAUACACUUUCUAACAUGUAUCACAUCAGUUUGGUGUGCUGUCGUAUGUUGAAAAGGAUCGUUUACAAUGUAGUCGUAGUUAUAUAGUUAUGGUCGAUUUUUUCAAUCUCUUAUAGUAAACUAAUUAGAAAUUAAAUUAUAUCUGUCUUUUUUGCGAAUUAGAUAGACAUGAUUUAACUGUUGGUUAGUUUACCAAGAGAUUGAAAAAAUCGGCCCUUAAAGUCGUAGCACUAAUCUACAUCAAUCAUAUAUUUCUUUUACGUAAACUCGUAAAAAAUAAAAAGUUCCAUCGACGUAUACAACAAAACUUUUGAUGUUUUACGAAUUUACGUGAAAAAUAUAAAUACGUGAUCUCGAUUCACGGACUACGACUUAAAGACGUAACUGCGACUGCAUUGUAGACGAUCCUUUAGAAGCAACUACGAAACGAUCAAUGUGAAGUGCAUAGAUCCAAAUGUACAAUUAUUUCUAUAGCCAGUGGAUACAGAAGACGUGGCUACAUCUUAACCUCGAUAAAUUUUGCAAUGCAUCCCGUAUUUACGAUAGAAAAAAUAUAAGUUCUAAAGAAAGCUCAUUUCGCGAUUGUAUACAGAAAAUACAAUCAUAAAAAAGAUAGUAUUAAAUAUAAAAAUUGCGUUUGAUCAUUUGCUAACUGUACAUUCUUUAUCUUCAUAUAAAACAAAUUUAUAUAUUUCAGACCUAUGAAAAAUCUACGGAUUAUUUCGAAAUAAGAUUUUGACAUGUAUAUAAGUACGCGAAAAUGUAAAUUAUGACGACUAUGUAAAUCUAUGUAUAUGUACAUCCUAAGAAAAAGAUUUUUAUAGAAAGAAGGUAUUGAGAAAAAAAAAGCUCAAUAAAUCUUUUGAAAAAAGUA